Molecule: messenger RNA, 463 nt
Organism: Onychostruthus taczanowskii (white-rumped snowfinch)
Lineage: Eukaryota; Metazoa; Chordata; Aves; Passeriformes; Passeridae
Product: gastric inhibitory polypeptide receptor-like
Exons: 4
Biological process (GO): adenylate cyclase-modulating G protein-coupled receptor signaling pathway; cell surface receptor signaling pathway
Cellular component (GO): plasma membrane
Molecular function (GO): gastric inhibitory peptide receptor activity; peptide hormone binding; G protein-coupled peptide receptor activity
Source: RefSeq, a predicted model, not a curated record
AUGACGUCACGGCAAACCCCCCCCACCGGGGGGGCGUGGCGGGGGGGGAGGGGUCAGGGCUUUGCCCGCCGCCAGGCGUGGCUGCUGGAGCAGUUCCGCCUGCUCUACACCGUGGGUUACUCGCUGUCCCUUGUCGCGCUGCUGGUGGCGCUGCUGCUGCUGCUGCUGCUCAGGCGCCUGCGCUGCACGCGGAACCUGAUCCACGCCAACCUCUUCGUGUCCUUCGCGCUGCGCGCCGCCGCCAUCCUGACGCGGGACGCGCUGCUGCCACACCCGGGCCACCAGGGCCACCAGCCGGGCCACCAGCCGGGCCACCCCCUGACGCUGCUGGGCACGCAGGCGGGCCCCGCGUGCCGCGUGGCGCAGAGCCUGGCCCAGUACUGCGUGGGUGCCAACUACGCGUGGGCCACGGCCGAGGGGCUGUUCCUGCUGCGGCUGCUGCUCGCCAGCCCCGGGCGGCGCU